Messenger RNA from Gryllus bimaculatus (two-spotted cricket), 1762 nucleotides. Lineage: Eukaryota; Metazoa; Arthropoda; Insecta; Orthoptera; Gryllidae. The record is from the annotation of a GenBank genome assembly.
AAAGAGAUUGCAUGGUUUCUGUUCACGUGUUAGAGGUGUCCAGAAUGUGUUCGUUGUGUUCUGGCUUUAGUAUACUACUUUGGCAUGAUGUAAAUAUUUAGUUAUCUGAGAAGCUACUACAGAAAACUUUUAUUAUCGUUUGUAUAUUUAAUUGGAAAUCGUAAGAAGACCAAGUGGUGAUAGAUUAUAACGUGGAUCAAUCGAAUACGUUUUUUAACGAACAACAUAAUGAGCUCUGAUGAAGAAGUACGAGAGGUCGAGGAAACUAAUGAGGUUUUGUUUCCUGAAGAUCGUAAGAUAAAUAAAAUUAAAAAUAAGGAAGUUCGAAGCUGGCUGUUUGUCAAGUUAAAGAGACAAAAGAGAAAGGCAAAAAUUGCAGAAAAGAAAAAACGUAAAGAAGAAGGCACAAACAAACCUUCGAAACCUACAAAAACUAUCGAAUCAACGCGAGAAGAAGAUGACACAGCAUUUGAUAAAUUGGAUGAGGAAGGAAAUUUGGAAGUACAAAAAGAUCUUGAAAAUAGUGAAUAUGCUCCUUAUUUUGCAAGACAGUAUGAACCCAAGGUUCUGAUAACUUUCUCAGAUAAUCCUGCGAAGAAAACUAUGCUUUUUGGAAGGGAACUUCAAAGAAUUAUUCCUAAUGCAUUAUGUCGACUUCGAAAGCGUAUUCCAGUUAAAAAUAUCGUAGAAUCUUGCAACCGUGAAGGCUAUACCGAUAUUUUAAUAAUCAAUGAAAACAUGAAGCAAAUGAAUGGUCUUAUGGUGAUUCAUCUUCCUGAAGGCCCCACUGCCAACUUCCGUUUGAGUAGUGUCAGAAUAUCUAAGGAAUUGAGACGAAAAUAUCAGGAGAUUAGUGCCCAUCGACCAGAAGUCAUACUGAAUAACUUCAGUACUCGUUUGGGAAAUAGUGUAGCUAGUAUGUUGGCUGCACUUUUCCAUUAUGAUCCAGAAUUUCAAGGUCGGCGAGCAGUUACAUUCCACAAUCAACGUGAUUAUAUUUUUUUCAGACACCACAGGUACGAGUUCAAGAAAGGUGAGAAAGGUCAGAAGGUAGGAUUGAGAGAGUUAGGACCCAGAUUCACUCUGAAGCUGCGUUGGGUGCAGUCUGGAGUGUUUGAUGGAAAAACAGCAGAAUACGAUUGGAUCAUUUCUGGCCGCCGACAUGAUCUGGAAACUAGCCGACGACGCUUCUUUUUGUAAAGUGAUGUGACACAGUGGAAUUUAAGAGAUAUGAAUGCCAUUUGAAGUUAUUUUAAUAUAUAUAUAAGAGUAUCUCAGUUGUGUUAAUGUGUAUUAAAACAAAUUGUUUUUUGUUAAAACUUAAUAAAACAAUGAGAUAGUAAAGUUGAUGAGACAUGAAACCUUUUUUUGUGUGUAUAUUUUCAUAGAUUCACACUUUUGCUUAACUGGUAAUUAAUGUUUAUUAUUACUGAUAUAUUAUUGCCUUUGAAAUAUUUAGCUCAGUAUACACUGCAUAACUUUCCUAGAUCAAGAGGAUUAUGGUUACUAGCGAAAUACGAAAACAGGUGAAUGUUGCUACAUGUUCUGUUAUGGAGGGAAAUAUGAAAAGAUAAAGGGAGUCAAGUAGUUAGCUAGUAGUAGAUAUAUACUCUCUGGUAGUUAGUUAGUAAAUAAGUAAAUCUGAUUCAUUAAAAGUAGGUUAAAAAUAGCAUAAUGUAUGUAUCACAAGCAUUAACUGGUUCUUGUGAUUGAACCGUGACAAAAAUCCAAGGCGUUUGUUCCCACUCGAUCAUUAGAAUCC